This is a messenger RNA of Acanthaster planci (crown-of-thorns starfish), 4823 nucleotides long. RefSeq names its product MAM and LDL-receptor class A domain-containing protein 1-like. The record is from RefSeq and is a predicted model, not a curated record. Gene Ontology annotation, cellular component: membrane. Lineage: Eukaryota; Metazoa; Echinodermata; Asteroidea; Valvatida; Acanthasteridae. Gene Ontology annotation, molecular function: protein binding.
CGAAGCAAUCCGGAGCUUUGAGACUGAAGGAGACAUCGCCAUCGACGACGUCAGCCUCACGGGCUGCCAGAUUCCACAGCCUGUGACUGGUGAUUGCCGGAGCACGGAGGUCAAAUGCGACAGUGGUGCCUGCGUACACCAGAGCCGAGUCUGCGAUUUCAGUGAUGACUGCAGCGACUUGUCCGACGAGAAGAUCAACGAUGUAUGCGUGAACUACGACCGGUGCGACUUUGAAGAUCACUUCUGUGAAUGGGCGCACGUAGAGCACAGCGCCUUCAAGUGGUCGCGAACCAAGGGCUACACAGACGACGCUUGGGGAACCGGACCACUCCGGGAUCACACCACAAACAGCAACCAGGGGAGCUAUAUCUACAUCGACUCCAGCUCUGCCAAUUACAAAGAUCGGGCACGCUUGGCAUCUCCCCCACUGCAAGCCAUCCAGUCCGGCGACGACUGCCAGCUCCGCCUCUGGUUCUACAUGUACGGCUCAGACCUGGGCACCGUCCGCAUCAAGACGUGGACAGAGACCUUUGGCGUGGAGACCACCCUGUACUCCCGCAGCGGUCACUCGGGCGACUUCUGGGAGCGAGUGGACAUCAAGUUCGACUCGGACAAACCGUUCCAGGUUAUCUUGGAAGGUAUGGCCGGGGAUGGUCCACUCGGGGACAUUGCCGUGGACGACACCUCCUUCACACCGGACUGCAAGCGCUUGACAGAUGAUUUCCCAUCUGUGCCAUACAAGCCCACGAUCAGCCCCUGCGGCGAAGGCAAGUGGCAGUGCACCACGUCCAACGACUGCAUCAACACCACGCAGAUCUGCGACUGGGUCUCCGACUGCCCCAGCGGCGAUGACGAGCAGAACUGUGGUCCUUGUGACUUUGAGGACUACAAGAUUUGCGGCUACACCGAUGUGAGCACGGGAGAGUUUGCCUGGCACCGACACCGGCCAACCUCAAGCGAAACGCCCAGUCAGGAUCACACCUCAGGAAGUGGCUACACCUUGAAGGCUGACCUGGGCUUUGGCCUGUUUAAUUCUCCGGCCAUUGUGGAGAGUCCCCUUCUCCAACCCUGCAGCGUGCUCUGCACCAUGAAGUUCUGGUUCGUCUAUUCUUCGCAGUCCCUAGGAAAGAUGGUCAUCCGGGUGCUGGACGCCGCCGAUCCAAAUGACAAUGCCGACCUGUGGUGGCUCCCGAAGAACGAGUCAAUCACCACUUGGACAGAGGCAGUCAUCACCAUCGGCCGACGCAAGACCGCCUUCAAGUUGCAAAUAGAGGCAUCCGUAACUUUGGACGAUGAAGUGUCCAUCGACGACAUCACCUUCGAGAACUGCGACCUGGACCAGGACUGGCCGUGUGAGGUCCAGUGCGGCAACGACGUCUGCGUCCCUGAGGCCAGGAUGUGCGACUACUCGGACGACUGCGGCAACUCCUUCGACGAAGACAACUGCGAUAACUUUGUUGAGCGGUGUGACUUCGAGAACGGCAUGUGCAACUACAACCAAUCCAGCACAGACGACACAGACUGGAUGUUAGACCAGGGCACUCAAGUCGGCUUCUACGAUCACACCACAAACACACUCUUCGGGAGCUUUCUGUACCUGGCCGACAAGACCGAGGGUAACCGGGCCGAUCUCAACAGUGUCAUCUUCAAAAUGCCACCCCUGGAUGGAUCCUGUGUGGUGCGGUUCUGGUACCGAAUGUAUGGCAUCGGCGUCAACAAGCUGGAGGUCAGCACGCGCUACUCCAUCAUCGAUGCGCCGGAGUCCCUGCUCAAGCUGGAAGGCAGCAAGAUUGACGGCUGGCAGCGUGCUGAGCAGAAGAUCACCAUCGGGGCCAGGUUCCAGCUUGUGAUUGAGGCAGUCACGUCCAGCGCCAUUCCACCCGGCGAGAACAUUGCCAUCGACGACAUCUCCUUCACCAAGGCAUGCCAGGUUGACACAGACCAGACUCUGCCCAACCACAUCAAGCCGACCUCUCACCCAGAUUGCGGCACGUCACAGUUCCGCUGUAGCGACGGGAGCUGCAUUGACCAGGCCCUGUAUUGCGACUUCAAACCGGACUGUCCGGACAGCUCUGACGAAAGGCUAUGCCCAUCCUGGUGCACGUUUGAAGACAAGACCCUUUGCGAGUGGCGGCAGGUAGGCGACUUCAAGCUGUCCAUGCGCUCGGGCAAAACCCCGGAUGACUUCAAGGGUCCCGCCAACGACUUCACUGGUGACCCAGACACGGCACCUGGCGUCUACCUGUACACCACGGGCUCGGCCUCUCAGAACACCCACAAGGCCCAGCUUGCCUCCCCAACAUUCCACACGCCCAGCACUGGCUGCACCUUCAGCCUCUACUACCACCUCUUCGGCGACAAGUUCGGCGACCUGACCAUCUCCUACCGGAUGGAGGAUGGCACCACCCUGCUCCUGGCCAAGAUGUCGGAUGACAUUGGGCCCUAUAACAAGUGGGACAACCUGGAGGCGAUGGUGCCCAGCUGCUUGAAUGCUUUCCAGAUCCUGGUAGAAGUGCAAGACCAGACAGCCAGCGCAAAUGCGGGCAUUGCCCUGGACGAGCUCCGCUUCAUCAACUGCGCCUACCAGAUCCCAAAGACCUGCCCUGGCAUGAAGCAGUGUAAGUCGGGACACUGCUACCCAGAGACGGCAGAGUGCGACUUCCAGAAGGACUGCUGCGACUUCACGGACGAGGCCGCCGUUACAUGCGGGGACUACAAGCGUUGUAACUUCGAUAAGGGCCUCUGUGAUUGGACACAAGCAACGGGCACGACCGCCUUUGCAUGGAGAAUCUCCAGGGGCAAGAUCCCAAAUAGCAACACUGGCCCAACUGGGGAUCACACUGGAUCUGGUUCCUACUUGUACGCCGCCUCUGUGCCUGAAAACUACGGCAAGACAGCGAACCUGGUCAGCAACAAGUACACAAUAGCAGCGGGAGACACCUGCAAGAUCCGAUUCUUCUACUUUAUGUUUGGCACCGGCAUUCGGGAUCUGAAGGUCCUGAAACGUGAAUACAAGGACAGUAACUACAAAGCAGAAGUGGUUUGGUCCAUGACAGGUAGCCAGGAGAACAGGUGGCUCCGAGCUGAAGCCCAGGUGCCAAACGGCAACCGAGUCUUCCAGAUCGGCCUGCAAGCCACCAUCGGCAACAGUCCGGAUGGCAACAUCGCCGUGGACGACGUGAGCUUCACGCCGGCCUGUAAGGUCUCUGGCGAUGGCCUGCUGCAGCCACCCACCACCAGUGCACCGCCUGUCAGUGGCGUGACGCCGGUCACCUGUGGUAAGGACAAGUUCAAGUGCAGCGCCGACAACAAGUGCAUCCCUCUCUCUGCAGUGUGCGACUCCCGUGAGCAGUGCAGCGACGGAGAAGACGAGCAGAACUGCUGGAAUGGAACAUCAACAGUGCCCCCUAAGGAAACACCCAGUCCACGAAAUGACCAGUCAAAUGUUGCCAUCAUUAUAAUCAGCGUCAUCGGCAGCGUCUUUAUCCUGGUUCUCCUGGUCAUCAUCGCCUUCCUGUACUCCAAACGGGUCCAGCAGACCAAACGUUUCGGAGGAUUAACCACCGAGAUGGGACUGGAGAACCCCGCGUAUGGCGCAGACGGCUUUGGCGAAACUGCUCUAACAGAUUUCACUGCCAGUGGUUACGACCCAGGCAUGUUCGCUGGAGAGGGGUCAAAAAAGAAGGACAAAAAACGCAAGAUCAGUUCCGUUGACAACCCAAUGUACGGACAGACUCCUGCUGUACUACCCCUGGAUAACGAACGAGAUUGUUAAGUGAUUCCUUAUUAGUUUCUUUGCUCCCUGAUUUAUUCUUUCCAUCGAUUUUUAUUGAAACUGGGUAAAAUCUAGAACGAUAUUGAUGAUUUUCUCUAAUAUCUUGGGAAUGGCAGUUUGUAGCCGUGACAGAACAUUUUUAUUUUAUGUGUUUGCUUCUUCAAACGGUGUGCAAGUGUGUUUAACAGUGGAUACUGCAAGAAACAUUUCCCAUGCAUGAGUAUUUUGUCUAUUUUUUUGUGGAAAAUGGCAAUUAUACCUAAAACACUCUGCAUUUUGUUAAAAACUCAUUUCACUGGUGAGGUCCCCCCCCAAAAUAAAAUUGUCUGUAGCUCACCAAGGUGAAGCGACUUAUUUGUUUAUAUCUCUAGAAAGGAUAUUUACUUUUAUAUUCAAAAAAUCUGAAUCAUAUUAGAUUUUCAAUAACAUGUUGGGUUAGUCAUCUUAGUACUGUGUUAAAACGUUCUGUGAUUGUAAUUAAAGCUCUUCUGUGUGUAUUCCAAAUACAUUUGUAACCGCUAGUUCUAGUAGGGGGCAUUACAUUGUGGUUGGAAUUGUAGUCCCAUAUAACUUAACAAAACUUUAGCAUUUUGCUGGAUAAUAUGGCCAAGUAGGCCUUUAUGUGAUGUGAUUUGUAUGAAAAACUGAAAGACGAACAAGCUGAUAUUUCAUAUUUGUAAUUUUAAGGCAGCAUUUUUUCUUUUAAGUACAUUAUAAAGUGGCUGAAGAAUGUCAGUAUUUUUGUGUAUAAAUUUAAAAUCUACAUUUUUUAUCAAAAUAUUUUUAUCGUCGAUCAACCAAAACUGAAAUUUUAAUUGUCAUGCAUAUUUCUGAAUCUUAUGGUUCUAUGGAGAUUUUCAGUUAUUUGAAAUAGUAGAUCUUCCUUUUUAAUGAACUCACUGAAAUACUGAAAUAUAAAAAUAUGCAAAAGUAAAGCAAGUACAACAAAUUCGUGUCUUUUCCUACAAUUUUCUAUUCGAGCAGCUUUUUCAUAUAAUUUCAGAAUAAAGUGCUGCAAUUGCAUUGCUUAUAAUUUUUUCAAACAAAA